CGUAAUCGGUGAGCCGGGCUCAGUUCGAAUCGGCAUGUCUGAUCGGAAAGUGCGUUCCCGGCUGCCGCAGCUGCUGCUGCUAAUCUGCCUUGGUCUUCUCCCGGCGGAGGUUAUCUCGAAUUUCAUACCGAAUCCCUGCCAGAAUGGUCAGGUUUAUGCCAAUGGCGGCUGCAGUCCCAUUAUUGUGAAUGUGUUUAAUGGGUGCGGUGGUCAAACGGGGAUUGCAUGCAACACUGCAAAUCCUGUUGUGGACCCCAGUACUCCAGGUUGCCCAAAUGCACCUCUACAACCUAUAGUGGAUCCGGCUACUCCGGGUUGUCCCAACACUCCUUUGAAGCCUAUUGUGUAUCCAGCUGCUCCUGAAAAACCUAAAGUGGACCCAGCAAAUCCAGCUUGUCCCAACGCUCCUUUACCUCCUACAGUGGAUCCAGUUACCACCGAAAAACCUAAAGAGGAUCCGGCUAACCCAGCUUGUCCCAACGCUCCUCUAAAACCUGUAGUUGACCCGGCAACUCCUGCGUGUCCCAAUGCUCCUUUAAAGCCCAUAGUGGAUCCGGUGACUCCUGGUUGUCCCAAUACUCCAUUAAAUCCCAGUGUGGUUCCUCCUUCCUGUCCUAACAAUUGUCCAUCAUCUUGUCCCAAUUCCUGCAAUAAUAAUUGCUCCUCCAACUGCCCUAAUAACAGUUCCAACCCCGGUGCUCCGUGUCCGACUCUUCCACCCUCAAAUUCCACUCCCCAACCAGACCCUGCUCCUCAACCAACUCCCGCGCCCCAACCAGCUCCUCCUCUACAUAGUACACCCCGUCCUGGCCCAGUACCAGACCCUAUUCUCCCACCGGCUCCCAUAAUCCGCUGCCCGGAAGGAACAAUCCUGGUAAGGGGCGUCUGUCGUCUUAUUUUCUGCGGAAGAUAUGAAGUAUACAAUGAAGGACGCUGCACUCAGGCCCGCUGUCCUGCGGGAUAUGUUUGGACCGGCAUCCGAUGCUCGAAACCCAAGCCCGUGGAAAUCGGCAACAUCCACAUAGAAAACUACGUCCACCAGGCGGCUGGAAAUCUGCCCCACUUGGUCACCAACAAUGUGAACAAUGUGGAGGUCAACGCCUCCAUUGCAAUCGAAGGCCAAGCCUCUGAGGAGGAGGAGGACGAGGUGGAGGAUGUGGUGGUUCCGAAUCCGCCUUCAGGUCCCUGCUGCAAUGUGUUUGCUCCUAGGAUAUGCAGCACCCAGGUGGAUCAGGUGGCAUACAAGUGCUUCAGCCGGAGCCAGCAGCAGUGUGGUGCCUUCUGCAGUGCCAACAAGGUGGUGCUCGCACCGCAAAACGUAACCACCUGGACGCAGGCCAACAACCAGAUGGUGGUCAUCCCCCCCAACUGGGCGGGUCAGGGCUGCCAGUCCAACGGAGGGAUCUGCCAACAGGCCCAGAACUUUUACGACUGCAGCGGCUGUGCCCUGGGUGACUUUUCCACCUGCUCCUCGUACUGCUACUCCUACAAGUGCAGCACCCACAACUGCGCCUUCUAUGACCAGACCCAGUACUGCUCCCUAUAUCCUGGCCAAAUCGGCUGCCGAGCGGUUGACGGAUGGUUCCCAGUGUCGUAAGGAAGAGCUAUAUCAAACCCUAAAACCACUAAUGGCCAAACAAUCUUGUUUACAAUGUCAUUGCUUCGUUUUUGAGUAAAAUAUAAAGUUAUAUGUUUAAAAUUCA
This is a messenger RNA of Drosophila biarmipes, 1703 nucleotides long. RefSeq names its product keratinocyte proline-rich protein. The coding region runs from base 35 to 1597 and encodes 520 amino acids. NCBI's taxonomy places the organism in Eukaryota, Metazoa, Arthropoda, Insecta, Diptera, Drosophilidae. The transcript has 3 exons. The record is from RefSeq and is a predicted model, not a curated record.